UAUCGACUUCUUAGUCUAACUUAUCAAAAUGUAAACUGCGUUUAUGUCGUAUAUUGUCGAGAUUUUCUUUUUAAUUUUUUAAACUUUUAAGUAGGUUUUUAAAAGUGUUUGGACUGUUCAGUCGCACAAGAAUAAUUAAAUUGUAUUAUAUUCAAUUACGUGUGUAUUAAAAGAUGCGCCUCAAUGAAAAAUUGAAAACGGCAAUUUUUAAAAAAAGUAUGAUGUACGCAAGGUGUAGGCACAAGGUAUGUGUGAAAAUAAGCGCUUUCAUAUGAAAAAAAAUUUAAAAUGUAAAUUUCAUGCAGGGGUGAAUAAUUUUUUUUUCUUUAACGCAUAAUUUAACGAUUUACAGUGCGCAUGUACGAAAGUAAAUCCAGAGAUCUCUCUCUCUCUCUCUCUCUCUCUUUUUCUUAUUAUUUAUCCAAUCUACCUCUCUCUCUCCCUCUCGCUUUCUCUAUUUCUCUUUCAAAAAUAGCACGGAUAGGUGCCACAGCACUAUUCGAAUCUGGAAGCCCCUCUUAGUAGUGAGGGUACGAACAAAUUGUUCGGAAGUAAAAGAUAACAUGAUAUUUCUUUAGUGUAAAAAGAUUCAUAAUUGAAGGCAGCACUGAUUGUUCAAAAUGAUAACAGUUGUGUAGUUAUGCACCACAAUUCACCAUUAUGUCACUAAAAUGCAUUCAACAUAUUGAAUCUCAAACCUACUCAAUCUGAAAAAAUAAAUUACACAAAAUGAUUGGUGAUUCAGAGUGAAAUAUAGAAGUGUAAUUUGUAAAGUGUUUAUUUCAGACGCAUGUUCAAUAUAAAAGGCAAAAGCUAAACAAAAUCGUAAAGAGUAUUGCACCAUUGUUUCAAUGACGGGAAGUUUCAGAAUACAGCUAAUCAACAUGGGUACAAGAGGAGCUGCUUUUCAGGCGAAGCUCCGUUGUCUUCAUGAAUAUCAUGUACGCUUAUUAAGCAAUCAAGUACCGGCACCUACUGGAUCAGAUGUAGCCAACACUAUUAAAUAUUUCUCACAGACACUUUUGACUGUUCUGAAGGACGUUCCAUGUUCUCCGUUAGAAAUGAUCAAAGAUCCGUCGUUGGACCAAAUGAGAAUGUCAAGCUAUCCUAAUCUGGAAUAUCAAAAUUUAUACAACGCUCUCACAAUGUUGCUUGAUGCAGCCUCAAACAUUCAGUCCGGGCUUAAUUUAUUUGGAAAAGCUUUUCUCCAGUGUCUGGGUUGCAUUCUGCCGUUUCUUGAUCGUGAUCUUAUCGACAAUUUACCUUACUUAACGGCAUCCACAAUAUCAGUUCUGCCAGCAUCACUUCACCAGGAGAUUAUAAAUUAUCUUUGCUAUUAUAUUCUGCCAUUUACUAUAACACGUCAAAGCGAUGAUGAUCAGGAAUGCCACGCAUGCCAAUCGGUAUCAGCAGUCAUAAUGCUCGUGUUUCAAUACUCCACGAAUCCCGCCCAUCAUUGUCAGCUAUUAGAGUGCCUCAUGCGACUUAAGCAUAACGUGUCCAAAGAUCUGUUAUGCGUAAUAGGGUACGGGACGGCAAUGUCUCGUGCGUCUGCUGCAAAGUUGCUCUUUUAUUACUGGCCUGCCUUCGAUCCGAACCUGUUCGACCGGAAGGGAUUGCUGUGCAAGUUUACAAAUGACCUGAUACCUUUUGUGUGUCAACGUGAAUCAUGCCCCAAUGCGGGCAAUGCGGAGGCUGUUAAAGUAUGCUACGAUCACUGCAUUAGUAUUAUCUAUGCACCAGAUGCACCUCCCCCGCUCUAUCUAUGUAUCGAAUGCGCCAAUGAGAUUCAUCGUGACCAUCGGAAUUUAACAUUCGGUGAUAUUUUGCACCCAAUGCAACAAGUUUCCAUGGUCUGCGAAAACAAGAACUGCCGUUCGCAAGAAAAGGCGGCUGUCUCAAUAUGCUUUUCAAAUGAAUGUGCCAGCUACAACGGAAAUCAUCCAAUACGAUACUGUAUGCAGUGCCAUGGUAAUCGCCAUAAUAGUCGUCGUGGGAUUGAUCACAUUGUACAUCGCAGUCUACCGCCAAUGAUGAUGAUGGAUGCCGAGAUGCAAACAUACUUAGUUGAAUCGGUGAUUAGCCUGCUACGCGAGGCGAAACCGCUUAAUGUUGAUUUCCGAAAAGACUUGACUAAUCAGGAUGGUAAAACUAACACCAUCACUUGUGGAGAAGGUUCAAAUGAUUUUUUAACGCUGGAAGAAAGGCAAUUAUUGGGGCGUUACGGUAUAUGGUUACUGGUUGGAAGGUGUACGCCGACCGUUGACACUCCAGUCGAAAUUUUGGGUCGAAUGUUGUCUAUGUUAUUUCAUUGGUUUCAUGUGACAGCUUACUCCUACGACGGGCAGGCAGAGAGCACGCUAGAGAAACUUAAACAAGACCAUAUUUGCAAUUGGUUGAAAGAAGUACGCAUAAGCCACUACAAGGAGUUCAUUGAUUGUCUUUUACCUCAUCCACCCGAGUAUUCACGUGUUGGUGGACACUGGGAUUCGCUAGCUUCGAGGACGUCACACCUAAAGGAGGGUUUGCAGCGGUUGAUCUGUUUGAUACCAUACGAGAUUAUAACACAAGAAAUUUGGGAGACGGUAAUGCCACACUGGAUGGAAGCUAUCACAAACGACGUUCCCGAGAAAGAGUUGUCUGAGUUGAAGAUAGUAUUGAGCAAGAUUUUAGACACGGAAAUGUCUCCGCUUGGAUUUGAUGCGAAAUCCAUGUAUAACUUUGUUACAAUACGUUUCGAAAAAACAACGGCAAAAGUUCAACAGCAGGCACUCUACUGGUUGCAAAACUUGACCAAACUGGAGAUCGUUAUACCGCUUUCACAGCUUUUUGCAAUGUUUGGUGAUGGAGUUCGUAUCAUGAAGCAUGGCGUACAAGCAGAAAUAAAUCAAAACAAAGAUGCUAACCGCGUUUCUGCUGGUGGCAAUGGUUUUGGAGUUAAUAAUAUAAAUUGUGCAAUUAAAUCCUUCAAAGAAAGAGAUGUACAACCACCUCGUAGGAGUUCAAUUUCACCGGUAGUAGAGGACGAGUCUGGCAAUACAUCGGCCAUAUCAGACGAUGAAGUACCGAUAAGUAAGUGCAUGGAAUUUUCGAGUGAUGCUGAACACAAUCUCACUUGUUGUGUUCUUAUGCUGGAUAUUCUGUUACGCCAGAUGGAACUACAAGAAAUAGAAAUGCAUUCCGGUAUUUAUACGACUGUUGCAGAGAACGUGUGUCGACUUUUAAAAUGCAUGGUAACAGCAGCAAACGUCGGAAUGGGCAAUCAUAACUGCCGACUUAUGGACUGCGCAUAUUGUGAGACCUCUGUUAUGUGGCAUCAACUUUCAGCAAAGUUGGUACAAUAUUUGGCUCCUAUUUAUCCUGUUAAUCCGCCAGAUCCCCCUUUGCAGACUGUAGUCGAUGAUGAAAAAUCGCGUAAAAGUCCGCCAGACCCGGAGAAAGAAGCGAAACCUAAUGAUCGUGACAUGUCGCUUUCUAUGGCUCCUUUACAUAUACCUCUGGGUCCUUUAGGUCCAGUUUCGGUGGCAGUUCCACAACCGGAACCUCACUCGGUUGGUGGUGUAUUAGUACAUAUGCCGCAUGUUUGUUCUAUAAUGACUGCGACCGUAGAAACCGUUUCUGAGCAGUUGGAUUUGGCCCCUAUCAUACCAUCAGAGAAUGUGGUACCAGCUGUUGCCAGAUCUAUUACCUUAUCAGAUGCUGAUGUAGCUACCGCAACCGUGCAAAUUGCAAAACCAAAUGUUAUUGGUGAAAAUAGCCCUGAAAGUGGAGGGCUAGACUCCGUAAAUGUUGUAGAAUCUCAACUAUUUGAGGGCGACGAAGAGUUUUGGCAUACAUCAGUGGGCAAAUUUAAAUUCUCUAUUGACACACUCCCUCAAUCACUGCAGUUUAUCUACCAGCUCCUUAAAGAAAUCCCUUACAUCGGCAAAGCAGAAAUUCUUUAUUACGUUCUACAAUGCCUUAAAGUAAUGGUUCUACAUGGUGAUGCAUUCGUUAAAGCAACUCGCGACAGUAGGGGUUUCUACAUAUGGUGUCAAGAAAACAUGCUUAUUAAAAACUUGUGGGAAUUAUGCACUGCGGCACAGUCUCAUAUAUGUCAAGUUACGGUACCUAUUUUAUUACAUUGUAUAACGUUACCAAUGGGAUCGGACGUAUUCUGGAAAGUAGUACAAGAAGCGUUCCAUGAUGCAGACUGGAGAGUUCGUUUCGAAGCUGUAGAACGUGUGACAGUUAUAACUCGCUUCAUGGAUAGUACCCCGUUAAGGGCAGAAGUCAGUUUGCAAACAUCCUUGGCAACAGCGUUUUGCCAUCUGAUUGCUGCUUGUGAUGAUCUAAAUGUCCAUGUCGCACAACGCGCUACGCUUUAUCUUGGGACUAUUCACGAUAACGCUAUCCAGGCGCUUCUUUACUGUAUGGAGAGUCAAUUCGACAAAUUUAUAAUCGAUCGACCAGUCGUGCUUCAAUCAAUAUAUCAGCUUCAUAACUCCCUUUCUGAUCGUAAAGUUCUUACUUGGGAGUUUUUUCUUAAUCGCUUUGACACAUUGUUUGUAGAAGCGCAAGUGAAUUUGGAACGUGUUGGGGAUAUUUCUUAUCUACGUGAUCUUCGAAACAGUGAAAACGGUAGCGAGGUUCUUUCGGCUAAAAUCAAUAAGGCGCGAGAAGCGCUCAGCCAGUCUGAUACGAGCGGAAGCAUGGCUAAAACAUUGAGCGCAUCUUUUGGCACCAAGUGGCCAUAUAAACGCACAAUGUCUGCACCUGCUACUAUCGUCCCACGACAGGAGUCCAAAAUAGAAAAGGAAAAAGUCUACAAUCGGCAGGUAUCUGCGCCAAUACUGAAACGAAAAAGCUCGCGAUUUGGCCUGGAUGGCCACAUUCAUUCAAUUAGCGGACCUAACGAUGAUUUACAAAUGGGAAGCUUAUAUAGAGUGAUCGAUCUCGAAGAAGCAGACAAAGAAACCAUUCACUUGUUAGUAUUUCUUCUUAUGCAAUUCUUGUCUCGGCCUGACCUGGCAUAUCCAACAGAUGAAAAGCCGUUAUUCAAAGUUCAGUCCAUAGUAUUACGACAUCUGUAUCUGCUGUUGGGUUACAAUCAGGGAGAAAAGUUUUUCCACUGCCCUCCGAUGCGAAUGCGAUCUUCAUCUGUAUUCAACGCAUUUAUGACCAACUUACCGCAAGUUUUAGACCAAAACCAUCAAAUGGGUUGGCUGCUACUACCAACCGUAAUCCAGCUACUGUUAUACGCGCCUAAUCAGACGAACAAUGGGUUUUUACAACCAGGCACUGGAUCAGAAAUCCAUCAUAAUGUAGUUACAUACAACUUUUCCAUCUGGUAUCUAGAACCGCAUGUACGCCGCAAUUGGCUGAUGUCUUUGCUAGUCAUUCUUUACAAGUACCAGUACAAUCAGACCUCUUUGGCUGAUCAUGUGCAAAACCUCGUACGGAUCGUUCUGAACUCCCUCGAUGCACAGUUUCACAAGUGUCGAAGAAUUCCAACUACUAUUGUUGUAGACUAUUCUGCAACCAGAUUGCGUAAUCAAAGCCAACCAUCACUUGGGGCAACCUCGGAGCACGAAGACAAACGACUAAAUAUUAGUCCUCCUCAUAGCCCUCUGCAGUCAGCCAUACUUGCUUUGUAUGGGAGUGAGGAGCCUCCUCAUGGGAGUUCAUCGCGAUUGAAAAGUGGAAAGGUUAAUCGCAAAAAUCCUGAUGUAAGCAUUGAUGCAGAUGAUACUGAAUCUGAGCUAGUCGUCAUACCGGAGAGUGAUGUUUCCGACAGUACACUACAGGAAAGUAGUGCACAGGGCUCACUCGAGGAUACUGGCAGUAAUGAAGAUGAUUUGAAUCCCGUAACAAUUGACACAGAUAAGCGCGGUGCGAUUGAAGUGUUGGGCAACUCCUGCUGCAAAAACCUGACAACAAUCGGUUCAACUUUAAAUAUGACAACGAAUUCGUUCCAGCACCAUUCGGUGAUAUUGGAACAACGUGGUAAAAAAAAGAAAUCAUUUGGCUUAUUAUGCGCAGAUCAAACAAAUGUUUGUGAAAGAAAAAGCAACACAGAAAAACGCGUUGCUAGUGCACUAGAGAAGGAAGAAAAAUCAGAAAAAGCAAACAGUACCAUCUUUAGGAUACCUUCGGCCUUUCAAAUAAAUUCCCAGAAAUGUUCUGUACAGGAGGGAGUGCGAAUGAUGGUCACAUCAUCCAUGCUCGGUCAACCUAAAGCCCAGGCUAUAUUAAACCCUUUUGCUAAUGUUCAAAAGGCUAUUGUAGUAACGCAAAACACCAGUGUCAACGAAGUAAAUGAUUCGAAAAAUGAAGGAUCUAUGGAACCAUAUGCGAAAGCAGUAGAAUCUACACAGGCUUAUAAACCAUCAGUACAAAUGAACGACAAACCAGCAGGAACAUCCAUAAUAUCCGACUCAAGCAUCGUGGGACAGCAAUGUUUAGGUACAUCUUACUUUCAGCAGCUACCUAUACCAUCUCAAGAACGGCUGUUACCCAUUGGUCAGAAUACAUCGGAAAACUCAGCUGGAUUAACUACAUGCUUCAACAUAGCUGAUAAUAGAUCGGAUACGUUACAGAGUACGGCGAUCAACUGCAAUGCGCACGAAAUUGCGAUGAGUUCACCCAGAAAGCUAAUAAAGCAAAGUGCUCUCGAAUCUCCUCAACACACCCGAGAUUAUGAUGACAAUGGAAUCCAUGGCAUAUAUGGUGGAAACCCCACACAGAGGGGCAUGGACUUAAAUGAUGGCACAAAGUAUGAACAUCUCGUACACAAUAAUCUCACCCAACAGAUGGGUAACCAGCAGUAUGUUCGAAAACAUACAUUACAUACAAAGUUGUUCACUGCGAACCAAAAAGAUACACAUAUUAAAUAUGCCGGUUUAUGGGCCCCAUCGGAGAAAGACGAUUCUGAUAUUGAGGAUGCCGAAAAUUCUACUUGUCCCGAAAAAUCGAACAAUCUUCGUGUUGGUGACGAAAGUAUCUGUAAUCGUUGUUCUGAAUGUGGAGCAAUUAAAGAAGAAUACACCGAUGAAGAGAUGGGAAUUAUGAUAAUUGUUUUGAGCACCUUCAUUCAUCGUGAACCAUCACUAGGCGCGCCAUUAUUACCGGAAGUGUUAACAAUAGCCUCACGAAUUUCUGUAUACCCGACGUUUCCUUGGCGAUGCGAAAGUUUAACACAUCUACCGGGAGGAUCACAAUCGGUUGCUCAUCAAUUUUUCCGAUGUGUUCUACAUCAACUUGCACCAAAUGGUAUAUUUUAUCAGGUUUUUUUAACUCAAAAAGAUGAAACAACCCGUAAACGGUUUUAUCGUAGCAUUGCAACAAGUUUGAACGACUUUUCUGAAUUAAAUCCCGCUAGUCCGAUUCAAAUGUUAGCCGAAACACUUAAUGCUAAGAAGACACUUCCUGGUGAUUUGUUGGGCAUUAUCUUUCGUAAUUUGGCUGAAUAUUUACAAUGCGUCUCGAUAGACUGCAUUGCUGGUAGUAUAUGGUCUCCGGUGGUGCAAUCCGUCGAUACACUUUUACGCAGAGUAAUUCUGAUACUUCCUAAUAUAAAUGGAGCCGAACAUUUGCUAGAAAUAAUGGUCUGCCUGCUGAAGGUGCCUCAGCUUUCAAAGAGUAUCCUGGAACCAUUUUCAAAAAUAAUUAGUUACGCUAUUCAAAACCUGAAGCUGACACAAAAAGUCUUGAGUGAAAUUUGCAACUUCAGCGGUAGAGCGUUUGCUAAAGAACGCGAUAAACUGUAUCUCGGUCGACAAAUUAUAUUCGAUAUGGUGCAAGCACUGAAAUUCAAAAUCAAUAUUCCCGAUAGCAACCUGCUACUUCUGGUGGGGGUUUUGCUUCAAGAUUCUGGUGGAAUCCUACCACCGGGUCUAAUCGGAGAAUUUUCGGGUGGAGAUUCAUCUACCAACAUGAAUUGUAACAUAUCAGACUGUAUGCGACAACCAUACUUGAACGAUAUAUUGGAGUUUUUAGCGGAUUUUCACACGUUGAGUAAAAUUAAGAAUUUAAAACCUUCUGGCAGUAUUCCUGGACUCUGCGAGGAUACAAUUGGUGGUGUGUUAAAAGGAGCAAUAGCACAGUAUCUAGCACUGGAGAUGUCAAAGGGAAGUUCCAAAGAUAGCCGAGCAGUUUCUAAAUAUCUUCCAUGGCUCAAUAACGCUCCAUCUUCUCUACAGCAAGGGCCAAAAGAGUUUACAGAAUGUGUUGGUCAUAUGCGGCUUCUAUCGUGGUUGCUGAUGGGUUCACUAACACAUACAGCUCUAGUAGUGCAACGAUUGGACAUGACUGCGCCCCACCAGUCUCAUUUACGAAGUAGUUCUAUCAUCAUACAGCCAGUGCCUCAAGAAGCUAGCUGCCAUAUUGCCGAUCACGUACAAGUGAUUUUUGCUGGUUUUGCUGAGCAAUCGAAAACAUCAGUGCUGCAUAUGUCAUCUCUAUUCCAUGCAUUUACACUGUGCCAACUGUGGACGGUAUAUCUAGAACAAGUCGCUACUCUGGCAGCGAUUUCAUCAGAAGCCUACCACACUACCCUCAGUGUUGUGUUUGAGUUUUGGGCUAAAGUAACACCGUGCAUCUUGCAAUUAGUUUCUCACUCAAAGGUAAUGUACUAGAAAUUCAUAACACAAAUUAUAAACAAUACACACAUUUAAAUCCUUCUUUAGCUUUCAGAAAGUGUGAACCUUCAUUUUCUGGGACUACUAGAAUCGCUGAAAGAGACUAGGUCGACUGUACUGGCAAAAUUGCUACCUCUUUGGACGCCAGUAUUAUCAUCAAACACGCAACUUUCUGGUACACUUCAUGUGCGAUUGCAGAAUUGUAGAGACGCCGUACCAAAUCUCGAAGAGCAAGAGUAUCACGGAUCGGAGGCAUUAUUAAAAUGGUUGCAGCGCUUGCAAUUCAAAAUGGGACAAAUCGAACUCCAGUCAUCUACAGCUACACAAUUCUACUCUAUAUAAAUAUAAAACGCUGCUGGGCCAAACCAAAAUAUUAAUCCCUAAAAUAAAGAGAAAGUAAAGAAUAAGCCAGAAAAAAUGUGAAUAUUUCGUGAACGACAUUGAAAUAAGAAAAAUGAGAAAGAAAAUUUUGUGAA
Anopheles darlingi is the source of this 9094-nucleotide messenger RNA. RefSeq names its product protein unc-79 homolog (gene unc79). The record is from RefSeq and is a predicted model, not a curated record. Gene Ontology annotation, molecular function: protein binding. NCBI's taxonomy places the organism in Eukaryota, Metazoa, Arthropoda, Insecta, Diptera, Culicidae.